UUUGCUUCCGGUAUGGCUACUCAUGAAACCGAUUCUUCUCUCGUAACCGCACACACAACACCAUCGCUCGCCCCCGGAGACGCCGUUGACGCCGUGGUCGAAGCUGUAGCGAAGGCCUCUUUGCAGGACGAAGUGGCGGCGGAUGUCCAGCAGAAAACCUCAGACACACCUGCUCGCCCGCUUCGGGUGUAUGCGCGAUAUGAUAUCCUCCAGCUCUCGAAGUCGCCUCUCAUCGAACUGCCCGAGGGGAUGCCUACUUUCAAGGAGUGGUUUGGUGACUGGAACGAGCAAGUAGGAAGCAAGAAGGAGGCUGAAUCGUCUACAAAUACCCCUGCACGAGAUCGUCGUUUUCGUAGAGACACAGAGGAUGGCGAUUCUUCUCGGGCAUCGUUCCGUUCAGGACUUACGCAGCCGUCGCAAAUGGGCAAUUUCAGACAUCAAUCAAUCCGCACCACCGAACGCGGCGCCGAGAAGGAGGUGGAUAAGGAGAGGGAACGCGACCUGCGUGACCGUGAGGGUCAAGAGCGGCUUCGAAAUCUUUCCGACAAAUACGACCGCGACCGGCUCGCAUUGUCAUCUGUAUCGACCCUUCGUAACAAAGACCGGGACGCCGCGCCACAUCUAACGGGUACAUCGACUUCACGGCUCGGGCAAGCUGCCGGUGCUGGCCGUCGCGCCGAAGGUAGAGAGGCAUCUAAGAGGAAACCGGUCGAGAGUAGCGACGAUUGGCGCAGAGGCGCAGAACCGAACCGAGCGGGUCGUGAAGACAGGGCUGAUAACCCGAGGCGAGAUCGCGAGACUCGUGAACGGCCACGCUCGCGUGCACGCGAGUCCUCUCGCCCGAGAAGGGAACCUUCGACAACUCGGCGGGACCGCGAUCGUGAUCGCGAAGACAGAGACCGUCCUAGGGAGCGCCGCGGCGAUGGUGACCGCGACGACCGCAGGGAGAAGGACGAUGGUGGUCGACGCGACAGGGACGACUACCCUCGUCGAGACUGGGAUGAUCCCUCUGAUCGGGAUCGACCCGACUACGGCCGUCGCGCGAAGGACUCUGAUCGCGACACUGAAGAUGACCCUAGGCGGUGGCGGGACGAUGGUCGCAGGGAUGAGCGCGUUGCUGCUCGGCGGGAACGCGACCGCGGCUGGGAUCGAUUCGAGGACCGCGACCGGGAGCGUCCCUCGGGUGGUGAAGAGAGGGACGCGCGCACGCGCCGUGGUGCUGGACGUGAUCGUCGACUCGGCGCGGCCGACGAUGAUAAAGACAGGGAGAAUCGACGCGAUCGCGAUAGGGAUCGCGAGGCUGAGCCUGCCUGGAUGGAAACAUACGUCCCCUCAACCCCAGGUGGUGGCAUUCUUGGUGGCAAGACAGAGGAUGGCGAGCUUGAUGGUAUUCAGGCUUGGAAGAAGGGUAUGAAGGAGAGGGAGCGCAAGGAAAAGGGCAGCGACGCGAACCCGGGCGGCAAGAACACGAAUGCCAAUGGCUCUUCUGAGCAGCAGGCGGCUUCAAGCUCUGAGAGUCCGAUGGACGAGAUCCAGUUGUUCAAGCUGAUGAUGAAGCGCGAGGCUCAAAAGAAAGAAGACAAGUCUCCCGACGGGCAACUGGAGUACGGGCCUCCAGGUCUUUCCAACAGUUCAUCAUUGCAAGGCAACGCUGCUUCAGAUCCGGCUAUCAUCACCCACCACCUUACGGAUGGACUGAAGAUUUCACCCUCACAGUCUCAUCAAGGCGAAGACCCUUCACCACGACCACCUUCAUCUACUACUCCUGCUUCCAAUGGCAUCCAAUCCUUGCUGACUGCUCUCACAACCGAGGCAGCUGCUAUGCAUCGCGGUUCUGAGUUGGCGAGCCCCUCGCUUGAUCGUUCGCUAGAAGGCUCAAGGGUCAUGGGGCCGCGUCUAGCCCAGGCAGCUUCACAGUCUGCAACGAACGCCUCCUCGCCUAGCGACCUUCCCUCCUCCAACGCCUCCCCUAAUACCUUCAACCCGCCCGCUGGCUCUCGUGUCCUCGCGUUCAAGUCUCGCAAUGCUGCAAACAACGUGCCAACCGCCCCUGGCAAUCAAAUGCCACCCCCUGGUCUCUCCGUUCCUCAAGUUCGGUCUGCGUCCGGUUCAUCUGCCAUCCCACCGCAUAUUCCGGAUACACUCGGCAACGACAUGCAUUAUGCGGGCCAACGUAUGAAUGCUGCCGAUCCUUCUCGUGGGGUCCGGAGUUUCUCGCCCCUCAGCAACGGUUCACAGCCCAACUUGCUCAUGGACGACCCCCGCGAAGCGAUGCAUCUGGGGCAGCUAAACGAGGGUAUCCGCCGUGCGUCUGGUUCCGCAGCGGAACGUGCGAUUUUCGGCAUCCCUGGGGAGAAUGCCCCUCCUUACAACGACAUGGGCGGGCCGCAAGCCGGCGGGUUCCCUCUAGGUGUCCAGCUGGAUCCCUCAGGCAGCGGAGCCAAUUACACCAACAAGGGCAGUCGGUUCGCAAAGUUCUUUGACGCGAGAACCCGGGACGUGCAGGCCACAGGGCCACGCCUCGCACAGCAGCAGCAGCAGCAGCAGCAAGCGCCUCCCGUACAGCCUGGGCACCCGCACCUCCGCCAAGAGCCGCCCGCGCUCGGCGGCGUUGGUCCACCGAGAGGAGAGAGGACUAUGGAAGAUAUCUUCGCGAUGCUGCAGAGCUCGUCGCAGCAGGGCCACAGGAUGUCUCCGCAGAUCGUGCAGCCGGGUCGGAUACCCCAGGGUGGCAAUCAGUUCGCCCAGAGCAAUCUCGAGCUACAAAUUUUGCAACAACAGCAACAGCAUCUGCACCAGCAACAGCUGGCCCAAAACAACCGCCUCGAUUCUCUCUACGACAGCCGAAUCGACGAUCGGAACUUCGUCCCGGACGGUCUCGUCCCUGGAUUGCGCCCUGCACCACCCCGUUCCCGCAGCCGAGAGUCUGGUGGUAUCCUCUUCAACGAACAGAUCGACGACCCCCUGCACUUCAACGUCCAGCGCCUUACCCAGCAGCGGAACAUGGAGCAGAUGUUCAACAACGGCCCCGUGCCCUCCAUGUACGCCCAGCAGCAGGCGGCGAUGCACCGCAACGGCGGUCUCCCGAUGCAGCAGGGCCAGUACCGCGGCUCCUCCCCCAUCUCCAGCCACAGCCAAAACCCUCUCCAGCCGCCGUCGCAGCGCCUCCCUCCCGGGCUCGCCAACCUCGGCGCCCGCCCCCCACACGAUCCUUCACAGUUCCUUGGCGCCGGCGUCGGCAUGCCCGGUGGCGGACUGCACGGCCCCACGCCCGCGCAGCAAGUCUACAACACCUUCACGCAGGGCGGCCUCGGCGGCUACAACGGCAACCCGCCGCUGCGCGGGCCGCCGGGUCCCCCGAAUCCCCUGUCGGUCAACCCCAUGGGCGGACUGGGCCCGAACAGCUUGGAGAUGCGCGCGGCGAACCAGGCGCAGCUGCUGGGCAUGCAGGGCAACUUGGGCGGCGCAGGGCUUCGGGGCUCAGGCCCUGGCUUCGGGCCGCAACAGGGCCCUGGGGGUCAGAUGUCGCUCGCGAUGCGCCAACAACUCCAGCAACAGCAGCAGCAGCAGCACAUCCCGCCACAGAUGAUGGCGCACCUCCUCCCGUCGCACCUCCAGCAGCAGGCCGUGCACGGCGGUGGUGCGCAGACCACCCAGGACUUGAUGGCGCUCUUGAUGGGCGGUCACAGAGAGUGAGCAGCGGGCCCCGGUAUAUGCUUGUGUCCAUAUCCUUCCUCUCCUUUCGCGCAUCCGCAUUUCGAUUUUCUCUCUCAUGCCACGACGCUUCCCCUCCCUCUGUACCUAAUUUC
Molecule: messenger RNA, 3809 nt
Organism: Trametes versicolor FP-101664 SS1
Lineage: Eukaryota; Fungi; Basidiomycota; Agaricomycetes; Polyporales; Polyporaceae
Exons: 9
Coding region: 13-3696 (1227 amino acids)
Source: RefSeq, a predicted model, not a curated record